Messenger RNA from Mya arenaria, 2030 nucleotides. RefSeq names its product phospholipase A and acyltransferase 3-like. Gene Ontology annotation, cellular component: cytoplasm. The transcript is spliced from 5 exons. The coding region runs from base 343 to 900 and encodes 185 amino acids. Gene Ontology annotation, molecular function: A2-type glycerophospholipase activity; glycerophospholipid phospholipase A1 activity. The record is from RefSeq and is a predicted model, not a curated record. Gene Ontology annotation, biological process: N-acylphosphatidylethanolamine metabolic process. Lineage: Eukaryota; Metazoa; Mollusca; Bivalvia; Myida; Myidae.
GCUGUUCCUGUCAAAUUGAUGGCUGUAUAAUUGGUGAAAUUGAAAAUUAAUGUGAUAAUAAACGAUUUGUGGUAACAUUUAAUCUUUAAAUUCAUUAUUUUUAUAAAUAUUAGCUCAUUUUUCAUUGCUUUCGAUCUGUAGUAACUGAACGACAUCUAUUAAAAAUACUAUUUGGUAAACAGCGCUUACCGUCAACAAAUGAAACCGAAAGUUGAAUAGCCUGGUGUCUAACAUUUGCAGCCUGGAUGCUUACCUUUGCAGCCUGGAUAGUUUACGGAUUGUAACGAAUGAACCAAGAGCUCAUUGACAGCAAAACACAAGACUCGUGAAAAAAACCCAGAAAUGGCUGUAGCAUUUCGAAAGCAUAAUGCAACCACAUUGGAGGAGCUGCAACCUGGAGAUUUAGUGGAGUUUGAUCGAGGGAUGUAUUCCCACUGGGCAGUUUAUAAAGGCAAAGGUCGAGUUAUUCACUUGGCUGGUGACGAAAAUUAUGGCUUAAACGCGAAUCUUAAUUCCGGAAAUAUUUUUACAAUAUGCGGGAGGCGUUUUAACAAAGCGUUUGUGAGAGAUGAUGACUUCUGGGAUGUUAUCCUUGACUCGAAAGCGUAUAAAAAUAAUAAAAGGGAUCAAAAGAUGACCCCUCGUGAUGGAAAGGACAUUGUGGAAAAAGCUAUGGAGAUGAUUGGGGAGAUCGAUUACAAUGUGAUGUGGGCAAAUUGUGAACAUUUCGCAAAAUUUUGCAGAUACGGCAAGUCGAAAAGUGACCAGGUGGAUAAUUUCCUUAUGGUCAGUGUGGGCGUUGCCUUGGCUGCUGUGGCCAGCUAUGUUCUACCAAAACUCCUCGGCUCUGGUGAAGAAGAUGAAAAAGAAAAGAAAAAGAAAGCAUCUGCGUAUCAGUGAUAGCUUUGAGCUCAAGAACUGCGAUAUUUGUUAGAGUUCUUACGGAUAAAUAUCGACAAAAAUAAACAUUUUAUAAAAAAAAACUUAUUUUUUUUAGAAUAUGUGCUCUUUGUUUUCGUGUGUCUCUUGAUAACAAACACUUGUUUGAAACCUAACUGAACGCAAGAAUUGUUCAAAUAAGUCUUUGUGGACGUAAUGCUGUUCCACAUUCAUCAAAAUGACUCAAUUUUGAACAAAGUAAUUUUGAAACCAUGCUGCAACACAUGUAGUCUGUGAAUGAAUGCCUUUAACUUAUUAAUAAAAUAUACCGGAAUAAUGUGUGUAAUACAUACAAUAUAUUGUUAGUUGAUACUUUUUACAUUAUAUAUGAAUUUAAUCAUAUGAGUUGUGUUGUCUGUGUAGUUUAUUGACCGUUAAAUGCGCACGUUACAGGUUCAUGCAAAAAUUGUUGUUUUUAUUUUAAUGCAUUAUCAUGUUAAACUCAUUAUACUUCAAUGAUAAAAACUAAAAAAGUAUAUGAUUUGGGUAUAAAUAAAAAAUAUAAGCCUUUAUAAAUGCAUGUUUUGAAUUAUUUGCUACAUAGCUACAACUUUCCCUGUAAAAAGAGCUAAUACUGCUAAUAUCUUUUUUAUUUGAAUCUAAAUUUUAUGCUUUAUUUGCUUUGAUCAGUAUAAAGUCAAAUACGUUAAACAGGAUAAUCCAUUGAAAUAGUUUGCUUCAACAUACAGUGUGCGCCUUUAAACAUGCGUAUUGUUAAAGGUUAGUUUAAUCAUAUUUUAUUGCUCUUUUGUAAAGAAUUAUUUUGCAUACAAUUUACAUGUACAUUUACAAUCAAAUAAAACAAAAAGAACAAAUGGGUUGAGCUACAAGUUAUUACAACAUUAGUUUCAGCCCUUCCCAGGCGUCAAUAUAGCGUCAAUGUCGUUUAAAUCUAUGAUUAAACGUAACUAGAAAAAAGAGUUAACGUUAAUUACUUUAGAAAAAAGAAGAAAAGAAUUGGUUGCCACCAAAAGAAAAUACAAUGUAAUAACAUCCCAGACAGUUUAUAUCGUGAUUUAGGGUGAUAUCAAAAGAAACGUUUCGUUAAUUUUAUGUACUUUAGAACUUCAAUAAAAAGCACACUAUUUUCA